AUGUGCUUAUUAUAUAUAGUUAUACCAAUAGAAUUUAUUAAUACAAUAUUUGAUUCAAGAAAUUAUAAAGAAAUAUUAUCGCCUGGAUUUUAUUCGCACUCACAUAUAAAACUAAUAAAAAAAUACUACAUUAAGAUUAGUCAAAUAUAUAAAGAAAAAAAUGGAGGAAGUACGAAAAUUAAAAAAUACUUCUUCGUAUUUAGAAGUAUUAUAUUUUUAUCCUUUUUGUGGCUAGGCUUAGUAGAAUUGAAAAAGAUGAUUUAUAAAAAAAAUUAUAAUUAUGUUAUUGCAGAUGAUAAUGCGUUAAUUUUUAGAGAAUAUAUAUUAUAUACCAAGAUUAAUCAAAAUCAAAAUCGAAUUAAAGAAUUUAAAAAAAGAACGUUUUAUUUUUAUAUCCAAAAUAAAAACAAAUGUAUCGAUUAUGAUAGUAUAAAUCAAGAAUAUGAAUACAAAGAAAAUAAAAGAUCAAAAAUUAAGAAUAUUUUUUACAAACUUUAUAAUUUUAUUAAUAUAUUAAUUUUUAUUAUAUUAAAUCAUUUUAUGUAUUUCUAUCAAUUUGUUAUUAGAGAAUUGUUAAUAAAUUUAUGUGCAUUAGGUGUAACAACGAAUUCUAUUGUUGCUGGAAUAUCGUCUAUGUAUUUUAUUUAUGAUUAUAUUAUAACAUUUGUUUAUUAUUUAAAUUUACCUAAAAUACAAAUUCAAAUUUAUAAUAUAGAAGAGAGGAUUCUUAUCAAUUUUACUAAGUAUAUUUUUAAAAAGGAGCAAUUACAAAAAAUUGAGAGUAAAUUUAAUAUAAAAAAUAGCAUUAAUAAUAAUUCUAGCAAUUUUAAUGUUGAUCCAAAAAAUGAUUUAAAUCUUUUAUCAACAAAAACGAAUAUAUUUCCUCUAGGGCUUUUGAGUAAAAAAAAAAAAUCAAUAAAUUCAGACAUAGUACAAAAUAGAAUGGAAAGACAUAGGAAAACAAUAAACAUCCCCUAUAUGCUAAAUGAUAUGUCUUUUAUGGAUAAAUCGAAUAUAAAUAUGACUGCGUUUAGCCUCAAAAAGAAAAAUAACAAAAAUAAUAUCAACAUAGCUAAGAAUAUCAAUGAUAUUAAUAAUAAAAAAAAUAGUAAUGAUAUAGUUCAUAGUAAAACCGAUUUUACUGCCAAUGAGCCUAAUGGAUAUUGUAAUAAUAGUAGUAGCAAUAAUCAAGAAGAUAAUAAUAAAAGAUUGUCUUCUUUUGCUGGCUUCAAAAAUAAAUUGAAAUCUAUGUGCACAUUUAAAAGUAAAAGUGGGUUUUAUCCUGAAAAAGAUAUGCAAUAUAAUUAUUCUUCUUUAAAUGUGGAUUUAAUAAAUAAUAAUAUGAACGCGAAUGAAUAUGAUAAAAUAAAUUUACGUUCUUUUAAAAAAUCUAAAUUUCGAAAAUCAAAUGGUAAUUUAAGUGACCAUGAGUCAACAGCAAUUAAUUAUUUUUAUAAAAAUAUAAAUGAAAAUAAUGAUUAUGUAUCAAAAAGAUCAAAUAGUUCCCCUUUUAUUUUGAUGAAAAAUAAUUUAAAUAUUAAUUCUGAUCGAGAACGAGAUAGUAGCUCAGAAGAAGAGCAUGUUUUAAUCACAUGCAAAUCACUGACUACUAUUCCUAAGAGGAAUGUGGAUGACUUAGAAGAUAAACAAAUCAAUGAAAAUUCUGUUAUAACCAACAAUAAAACUGAUAAUAAUAAUAAUGUUAGUGAUACCGAUAGUAGUAACGCCGAUGCAAAUUACGUUGACGAAAAAACAAAAAAAGAAAUCCCAAUUACAAAUCAAAUUUUUAAAAGUGUGUCGUUUCCUGAAAAUCAACACAUGAAGAAAUUUUAUAAUAAAGCAAAUAGGGAACAAAUAGAGGGAUUAAAACAUUUAUAUAAAUUAAAAAAAACUAAAAUGGAUAUAGAUAGUGAAAAUAAAACACGAUUUUAUAAAAUGGAUGGCAUGCAUCAUGCUUAUCCUGAUAUAGACAAUUAUAAUAACACAAAUACUGAUAAAGAUAUUUCUUAUGAUAAUACAAGUGAUGUGGAUAAUAAUAUGGAAAGUUAUAAUAAACUUAAAAAGGAAAUUGAAAAUAUCGUUUAUACAAAUACAAGUAUGUAUUAUUCUUUAAAUGAUAUAUUAAGUCGAAAAAUUGAAAUACAAAAAAAUACAAAUAGUUUAUUUGGCAAAAUAAAUGUAUUUUUAAAUUCAAUUAUGUUUUUAACUCUUAUUUAUAAAAUUAUUGCAUCGAUAUUAAAUAUUAUAUUUAUAAGAAUAUAUAUAAGAGAUCCAUUUUCAAAAUUAAUUGAAAAAAUUUGCUUAUUUUUUAAUAUUAAAUAUAAUAUAGCUAUUAUAUAUGCACCAUAUAUAUCAUUAAUAUAUAUUUCAUAUAUCGUUGCAAUUAAUAUGAAGAAAUUUCUACAACAAGUUAUACAAAUAUCAACAAACUUUUCUUUUUAUUUUAAAUUAUUCUCCAAUAUGUGGGUACUUUUAAUAUCAGAAUUAAUGGGCCUUUAUUUUGUAACAAAUUCUUUAAUUUUAGCUUCAUAUUUACCAGUAACUUAUGAGCAUAUAAUGAAAUUCGCUGCAGGAGAUAAUUAUGACUAUAAUGUUUUUCAUAUACACUCAGAUUAUGUUUUUAUAUCCUCGUUUGCUACUACUUUUACUUUUUUUGUUUUACACAUGCUAUAUUUUUAUUUUUUUUAA
Molecule: messenger RNA, 2688 nt
Organism: Plasmodium vinckei vinckei
Lineage: Eukaryota; Apicomplexa; Aconoidasida; Haemosporida; Plasmodiidae
Product: conserved Plasmodium protein, unknown function
Exons: 1
Coding region: 1-2688 (895 amino acids)
Source: RefSeq, a predicted model, not a curated record